UCAUCCAUAAUCCUCUCCUCUUCAUAUUUACAAGUUCAUUUCUCCGCUUGGAAAAGUAAAAAAAAAGUUGAAAAGUUGAUGGGAAACUCGUGUUGUAGAGGUGAAGCCUCAUCGAUGGUGUUUCCACACAUUCAUUCCACGGAAAGGGAGAGCUUAUUGGGUAAUAUUGAUGAUGAGCAGCAUGCACAUAGAGAAGUCAAGAUCAAGAUCACUAAGGAGAAGCUCGAGGAACUGCUGGGUAAAUCUGAGUUGCAAGGCAUGUCUGUGGAGCAAGUGCUGUCGGGUUUGAUAAGUGCCAGUGCUGAUCAUCAUCACUAUUAUUAUACUAAUGAUUCUCUCCAUGAUCAUGUUGAUUUGUUUCAUCAUCGUUCGUGGAAGCCUGCACUUCAAACUAUCCCCGAGGUUAAUUAAGUUUGGUCCAGAUCAUGAGUUGUAUAACUAGGCGGCUACAUCUAAUCUUUAAACAUUUUGUGGUUCAAUUUAUUUGUAUACUCGUUAAGUACCAAUCCAAAAUAGCUGGGGAAAUUAGCUCGUAUUUGCAGACUGCAGGUCCGUUCAUGUUGUGAAUCUGAUGUUAGCUAAUUCAUAGUUGACAUACUCUGUACAUAGUACA
Daucus carota subsp. sativus is the source of this 613-nucleotide messenger RNA. RefSeq lists its product as uncharacterized. The coding region runs from base 79 to 411 and encodes 110 amino acids. NCBI's taxonomy places the organism in Eukaryota, Viridiplantae, Streptophyta, Magnoliopsida, Apiales, Apiaceae. The transcript has a single exon. The record is from RefSeq and is a predicted model, not a curated record.